CCGUGGCACUGGGCGCACGAUGAAGCUGCUGGGCAGUGGUUGAGCCUGGCACAGCCGCUGCGGGCAGUCAGCCCUCCUGCCCAGAAACGCCCCGCUCUUACCUCACCCAAAGGUGCCACGCUUGACUUUUGCCCAGGCCUGUCGAGGCAGCAGAAGCCUGGCACACCUUGUGCAGCCUGCCGUAGGCCCACGAUUGAAGCUAGUCAAACAGCUGUGCCCUCCGGCUGCACAACAGAACGGCUGAAUGUCGAUCGAGCUCUUCUUCUGAGUAAACCCAUGGAGCUUUCUAGUAGUGGCUACCUGCUGAAGUGUCUGGGAGAGAUUCAUUAUUGUGUGUUUCUGUUUAUGACAGAAUGCAAAGUCUGGCGAAAUCCUUUAAAUCUGUUCAGAGGAGCUGAAUAUAAUCGGUAUACAUGGGUAACAGGGAGAGAACCUUUGACUUACUACGAUAUGAAUCUUUCAGCACAGGACCAUCAGACAUUCUUUACAUGUGACACAGAUCAUUUACGGCCUGCAGAUGCUAUAAUGCAAAAAGCCUGGAGAGAGAGAAACCCCCAAGCCCGAAUUUCUGCAGCACAUGAAGCUUUGGAAUUGAAUGAGUGUGCUACUGCCUAUAUUCUCCUGGCUGAAGAGGAAGCAACAACAAUAGUAGAAGCAGAGAAGCUGUUCAAGCAAGCUCUGAAGGCUGGAGAGGGCUGUUACAGGCGCAGUCAGCAGUUGCAGCACCAUGGUGCCCAGUAUGAAGCCCAACACAGAAGGGACACGAAUGUGUUAGUUUAUAUUAAGAGGAGACUGGCAAUGUGUGCAAGAAAGCUGGGAAGGACCAGGGAAGCAGUGAAAAUGAUGAGAGAUUUGAUGAAGGAGUUUCCUCUGCUCAGCAUGUUCAACAUCCAUGAAAACCUACUAGAGGCUUUGUUGGAACUGCAAGCAUAUGCAGAUGUCCAGGCAGUCUUAGCAAAGUAUGAUG
Messenger RNA from Balearica regulorum gibbericeps (East African grey crowned-crane), 967 nucleotides. Lineage: Eukaryota; Metazoa; Chordata; Aves; Gruiformes; Gruidae. The record is from RefSeq and is a predicted model, not a curated record.